AUGUCCCGCAAAGGCGUUGGCCUUGCGGCCUUUGACCGCAGCCGGCUGACUUCGGCCCAGUACGCCACCCACGGCUCGGCCCUCCGGACCUCCAACGCACAGGCCCUGCAGACACAACUCGAGGUGUUCCGGUCUCUGCUGCAGCAGUUCGCCCAGACCCACGCCAAGGACAUACGGUCGGACCCGGCCUUCCGCGCCCAGUUCGCCCGCAUGUGCGCCGCCAUCGGCAUCGACCCGCUGGCCAGCUCGAGCUCCGGAAAGGGCGGUGGCGGGUCCGUCUGGGGCCAGCUGCUGGGACGGUCCGUCAACGACUUUUAUUUUGGGCUCGCCGUGCGCGUGGUCGAGGUCUGUGGCGAGACGAGGGGAGAGAACGGCGGGCUGCUCGAGGUCAGGAAGGUCCGCGAGAUGAUUCAGCGUAGCAGGAGUGAGGGUUCUGCCGAGGUCACCGAGGACGAUAUAUUCCGGGCUGUGGGCACACUAAAACCCCUUGGGUCUGCGUACUCCAUCAUCAAGGUUGGCAGUAAACCCUACAUCCGCUCCAUCCCUAAGGAGCUAAACACGGAUCAGAGCGCCGUGCUCGAGGCCGUGCAAGUGCUCGGCUACGUGAGCAUAUCCAUGCUUAUGGCAAACCUCCGCUGGACCCGACCGAGGUCGCAAACUGCCAUCGAAGACCUCCUUGGCGAGGGUAUGCUUUGGGUUGACAAGCAGAGUGAGGAAUGGGAGUAUUGGAGCCCUAGUUAUAUGCUUGGCCCGCAGGCAGAGUCGAGCGGAGAGUGA
Messenger RNA from Pyricularia pennisetigena, 777 nucleotides. RefSeq lists its product as uncharacterized. The transcript is spliced from 2 exons. Bases 1 to 777 code for a protein of 258 amino acids. Gene Ontology annotation, cellular component: ESCRT II complex. The record is from RefSeq and is a predicted model, not a curated record. NCBI's taxonomy places the organism in Eukaryota, Fungi, Ascomycota, Sordariomycetes, Magnaporthales, Pyriculariaceae. Gene Ontology annotation, biological process: protein transport to vacuole involved in ubiquitin-dependent protein catabolic process via the multivesicular body sorting pathway.